CAAUAAAAACAUGCAAUUCUCCUUCAUACAUACAAAGCUCGACGCGAGCUUUGUUAAAACAAAUCAUCCCGUAUAUUACAGCUCACUCGAACGUAUACGAGAUGGCUUCAGGAACCAUGUGUCACGACUUUCAUUCCGGCCCUGAGCCGCUGGCUAUCGUAGGCAUUGCCCUGCGGCUUCCAGGGGGCGUCAACACGCCGGAGCAUUUCUGGGAAUUCCUCCUCAACAAGCAAAAUGGUCACGGGCAGGUACCUGGAUCCCGGUACAACAUCGAUGCUUUCCACCAUCCCUCGCGGACGGGCGCGGUGCGGACGAAGAAUGGAUACUUUCUCCCUGAAGAUCCAGCCUAUUUCGACCACCAGUUCUUCUCGCUGACCCCGUUUGAAGCCUCUCGCUUGGACCCUCAACAGCGUCUCCUGCUCGAAGUCAUCUAUGAGUGUAUGGAAUCUGGUGGGCAAGUGGGGUGGCGUGGCCGCGGGCGGAACAUUGGCUGCUUUGUCGGCGUAUUCGGCGAGGAUUGGUACGACCUGCAGUCCAAAGACACGCAGAGGAUUGACCGACUACAUGUUCUUGGAACGGGAAAUUUUGCACUCUCCAACCGCAUCUCCUAUGAGUUUGAUCUCACAGGACCGAGUAUGACAUUAUCUACGGGAUGUUCGUCUUCCAUGGUGGGGCUGCAUGAAGCCUGCCAGGCGAUAUUAUCUGGAGACUGCGAGUCCGCGAUUGUGGCUGGCACGAACCUUAUUCUGACUCCGACCAUGACCACAACGAUGUCAGACAACAUGGUGUUAUCGCCCAGCGGCAUUUGCCGUACCUUUGACGCUGGAGCAGAUGGCUACGGCCGAGCCGAGGGAGUGAAUGCACUGUAUAUUAAGCGUCUUGCUGAUGCCGUCCGCGAUGGAGACCCUAUCCGCGCGGUCAUCCGCGCUACAGCGACCAACUGCGAUGGACGAACUCCAGGCAUCACUACCCCCGGCUCAGUCACGCAGAUGGCGCUUGUUAGGGAGGCUUACAAGCGCGCACAAAUCCAGAAUAUCACCGAUACAGGUUUCUUUGAGUGCCAUGGCACGGGCACCGUCGCUGGAGAUACUGCGGAGACAUCGGUGGUUGGGGACCUGUUCCGCGAAUCUGGCGUCAUUAUCGGUUCGGUGAAACCCAAUAUGGGCCACUCAGAGGGUGCAUCGGGGAUUACGAGCAUAAUCAAGACUGCUCUGGCGCUUGAACAUCGCACCAUCCCGCCGAAUAUCUUCUUCAGAUCCCCCAGUCCGAGUAUACCCUUCGAGAAGUGCAAGCUAGUCGUACCAGUCGAUGCUAUGCCAUGGCCAGCGUAUAAAGAACUUCGGGCCAGUGUCAACUGCUUUGGUAUCGGUGGCGCCAAUGCGCAUGCUAUUCUCGAGCCAGCUCCCACACCAUAUCGAGAGACACAGGAUUCAGUUGUCCAGUCUCCCCACAAAACGACAAAGAAGUUGCUGGUACUGUCCGCAGCUAGUGCACAAGCUCUCUCUGAACGCGCCCAAAGCUUGGAGAGGUUUAUGACGAACAAAGGCCAGGAUCUAAAUGAUGUUGCCCACACCCUUGGGGUAAGAAGAGAGCAUCUGAAGUACCGCACAUUCUCGAUUGUCUCCUCCGACACUGAUGUUGGCUUGCAAGAAUCGCCUUUGGAAGCUUCAUCGUCUCCCGAAGUCACCCUAGUGUUCACAGGCCAAGGUGCACAAUGGCCGGGAAUGGCUCGCGAGUUGCUCGAGAAUUGCAAAGACUUCCAAAUUGACGUUCAGCACAUGGAUGACGUGUUGCGGUCUGCUAAGCCUGCUCCGUCCUGGUCGAUAGCAGAGACCUUGCUAGCACCUGAGGCGCAAUCACAGAUUCAUGAUACACGUUUUUCUCAGCCUGUUUGCACGGCAAUACAAAUCGCAAUAGCCAACCGGCUCAGAAAUUGGGGAUUCAAAGUUUCCAGUGUGAUAGGACAUUCCAGCGGAGAGAUCGCCGCAGCCUACGCGGCCGGGGCCAUUUCGCUUCGCAGCGCAAUAAUGAUUGCUUAUCAUCGUGGAAGACUGGCCCAAAGUGUAAGCGAUGGAUCUAUGGCUGCAGUUGGUCUCGCGCGCAAGGAAGUCGAGCCUUGGUUGGCAGAAGGAGCUGUGAUAGCCUGCGAGAACAGUCCCCAAAGUAUCACAAUCUCAGGAGACACAAAAGCGGUUCAUUCGACCAUUGACGCAAUUCGUACCGCAUACCCAGACGCAUUCUGCCGGAUACUGAAGGUCACCAAGGCCUAUCACUCUCAAAAGAUGCUGCCCAUGGCCUCGGACUAUGCCGCGGCUAUUGCACCUGAAACUGAGACAGUAUCUACACAUAUGCUACCCAUGCAUUCUACUGUGCUCGGUGAGGUAAUUCAUGAUCCCGCUAGGCUAGAUAGUGAGUACUGGAGCCGUAACCUGAUCUCCACUGUCGAGUUCGACAAGGCGGUCAAGAAUAUGCUCCGGUCCAAGCCCAAUCACAAUCGGCUUUUCAUAGAGGUCGGGCCUCAUAGUGCCCUGCAGGGGCCACUGCGUCAGAUUUUCGACUCAGUUGAAACCCAGGGAAAGAAUUGGUACAUCCCAACGUUAAUACGGGAUUAUAGUGCAGAGGAUGCCCUGCUUCGUGCAGCUGGACUUGCGUAUAGCCGAGGGGCUGAAAUCGACCUUUUGCGCAUCAACGGCCCCGGAAAGGUUGUUUACUGCCUGCCACGGUACCCAUGGCAACAUACCGAGCGGCACUGGAGCGAGAGUCGGCUGAGUGAGAGCUGGCGACUGCGGGAAUUUCCGCAUCAUGAGCUUCUCGGAUCCAGGGUACUCGAGUCAAGUCCUCUGGAGCCUUCGUGGAGGAAUGUGCUCCAAAUCCACAGUUGUACCUGGUUAGGCCAUCACAAAUUAUUCCGAGAUACUGUUUUCCCUUGCGCCGGAUAUGUAGCGAUGAUCGGGGAAGCCAUUCGACAGCAUUGUCACUGUGAGGGAUAUGAGAUCCGCAACAUGAUCCUCAAGAAGCCACUGUUCCUCCAGGAAACAAGCGGCACCGAGGUCCUCACGUCUCUGAAGCCCGAAAGAUUGAGCGAUAUUGCUGACUCCGAGUGGUUUGAAUUUACUGUUCUUGCCUUGGAUGGAACUGAGUGGGGCAAGUACUGCCAUGGUCAAAUACGGGCUAUUUCUCCGAUAUCAAUGCCGAAAGUCAGCAAACAGCCCCGCUGGACGCGGGGAGUGGAGCCCGCGGAUUGGUAUCAGUUCCUGGCUCGCCUGGGGCUGAAUUAUGGGACGAGCUUCCAGCGAAUGAAGGAGAUAUCGGUCGACCCGGUGGAGCAUCUGGCGAAUGCAACUGUGCUCGAGAGCAGUAGCGACUAUGAAGGCGAUUACCUGGUACAUCCAACGGUAAUCGAUCACUGCCUUCAACUAUUGUCAGUUGCUGUGGUCAAUGGAAUUCGGAGACAUGCCACCUCUUUGGCCAUCCCGGCCUCCAUCGACCGGAUCAGCAUCGUGCGGACUGAAGGGGAUAUGUGGAUCCAAACUGACACAUGUAGCUCACUGUCAUCGACCAGCAUGUCCGGAAAUGUCACUAUGUUUAGCAAGGCGGGACCAGCACUGGUGAUCACUGGAGCGACUUGUAUUUCCCUCGCCAAUGAUGAGCCAGAUAAUGAGAGCCCAAUCCCUCUCAUGUCCCAGGUGGAAUGGGCGCCAUGCCUUGACCUCAUCUCGCCGGCAGAAUGGCUGCCUACCAAGACCGAGGAAAGGGGUGUGUCGCUAAUGGCAGAACUCACAUGUUUCUACAUUUUAGAGACCACAUCCCAGAUCGCAGACUUGGUACCCGCGGCCACACAUCUGGCAAAAUACCAGUCAUGGCUGAUGACCAUGCACGAUCAGCUCGUUAAUAGAACCACCCAGAAAUUUCUCCAGAUUCCGUGGCAAGACAUUACCAUUGAUGAGAGACACGGUCGAGCCGCCAAAAUUCAAGAGCAACUCGCGCUGCAAGGACGAGGUGUUGACAGACUAGUAGAAGUCUUGAGGAGAGUAUCUGAGAAUGCAAGCCAAGUUUUACAGGGCCACGUCACUCCACUGGAGGUUUUAUCCAUGCAAAUGUUGCGAGAUAUGUAUGACUUCAACAGCUCGCUCUCGGACUGGAGGCCAUUCUUGUCUCUGGUCGGCCACUGGAACCCUCGGGUCAGGGUUCUCGAGAUCGGCGCUGGCACAGGGGCCACCUGCGAACAGGUGAUCAGUUCGCUGCGGUCGAAAGGCGGGGAGAGAGCCUGGGCCAGUUACACCUUCACUGACAUAUCACCGGCCUUUUUCUCAGCUGCAGCAGAAAGGUUCAACGAGCACGAGAACAUCGUGUUCCAGACACUCGAUAUCACUCAGGACCCUCUUCAGCAGGGAUUUACCUCGGCUUCAUACGACCUGAUCAUUAUCUCUAAUGUCAUCCAUGCCACACCUUCGCUGCGCGUUGCAUUGCAAAAUGUCUAUAAGCUCAUAGCUCCCGGAGGAUUCCUCGUACUCCAAGAGCUCUGCCCCGACAUUCUGUUUACAGAUUUCGUCAUGGGCAUGUUACCUGACUGGUGGAAUGGUGAAAGCGACGGAAGGCUCCAGGCUCCGUACGUCAAGCCGGAGCGAUGGCACACUGAGCUUCUGCAAGCGGGGUUCACGGGAGCAAUGUGUGUGACGCUAGACAACAAGCCUCCAUUCCAGCAGAAUGCCAACAUAAUCUCCCGUCGGCCCGCUGAGUAUCUGCCGGCACAGAAGGUCACAUUCCUCUCAGUCAGCGUCGAAAGUAGUAUUCCAUGGGAGAAAAGGCUGGAAGAAACGCUUCUGAAACAGGGUUACCGUGUAGAGUGGGCUACACUGCAGUCACUGCCCGCGAACACAGAAUGUCUCAUCUCUCUCCUCGACUUGCAUGCGCCUGUGAUGCAUGACAUGAGCGAGCCGCAAUUUGAGGAGUUGAAGAAUCUAUUCUCAAUGAGUUCCAAUGUGCCGCUUAUUUAUCUAACGCGCAGUGUACAGACCACCUGUCAGGAUCCUAGGUUGGGUCUGGCCUUGGGGUUUUCUCGAACUUUGCGAAGGGAGAUAGUCGGAAAGAUCGUCACAAUUGAGCUUGAUGCACUGAAUGACGGGACGUGUGGAGCGGUCGUGGACAUAUAUCACCGAACACGACAGAUGGUCCCGAAGGAUACUCUGAUAGACGAUGAAUAUGUCGUAAGAAACGGUCAGGUCUAUACUAGCCGAGUCCACUGGCACACGCUCAGAGGUCAAUUAGAAGAAGAGCCUAAGGUGGAGUCAGGACGCUGCUUGUCUAUCAAACGGUAUGGGCUUAUUGAUAGCCUUAAUUGGCAAACCGUUCCAGACGCAACGCCUUUGCUCGACUCCACAGAGGUUGAAAUAGAUGUCCAUUACGUUGGCCUGAACUUCCGGGAUCUCAUGGUUGCUCUGGGAGUUAUGGGCGACGCAAGUGAGCUUGGGAUUGAAGCAAGUGCUACUGUGCGUAGAGUCGGUGACAAGGUCACGCGGUUCGAAGCUGGAGACCGGGUUGUGGUCUGUGGGAAGGGUCUGUUCCGAACACGAGCGCACUUUCGGGAGCACGAAUGUACCAAGAUUCCUCCAGGGCUGUCUUUAGAAGACGCGGCGGCGGUUUCAGCAGUAUACGCGACAGCGUUCUAUGCCUUGAUCACCGUCGGUCAAAUACAGCCAGGCCAGACUGUUCUCAUUCAUUGUGCAACGGGGGGUGUGGGCUUGGCUGCCAUCCACAUAUGCCAGGAAAUCGGCGCAACCAUCUAUGCCACUGCAGGAUUGCCUGAAAAACGUGAUUAUCUGCAUACCAAGUAUGGGAUCCCCGUAGAGAACAUUUUCACCUCUCGAGACGAUUCAUUUCGUCAGGGUGUCAUGAGCAAAACAGCUGGAGCAGGGGUAGAUUUGGUUUUGAACUCACUGGCCGGAAGCCUGCUGCAUGCAUCAUGGCAGUGUGUUGCCAAAUUUGGCAAAAUGGUUGAGCUAGGAAAGCGAGACUUUCUUGCCCGUGGAAGCUUGAGCAUGGAUCUUUUCAACGGCAAUAGGUCCUUCUUUGGUGUCGACAUGUUGAGCAUCAUGGCCGAACAGCCUAGGGUGUCACAGCGGUUGAUGGAGCAAUUCGUCGCGUGGUACGAGGGCAAUAAAGUACAACCGAUCCGACCAAUUCGACUUUUCGCAGCCAGCGAGGUAGCUGAGGCUUUCAAGUAUAUGCAAAGUGGAAAGCACAUGGGCAAGAUCGUGAUCAAAAUGCCGACAGUUGGAGACGGGUUGUCCACAAGUCCAGCUAAAAUUCCUCUCACUCUAUCGAAAAACAAAUCGUACUUGCUCGCUGGUGGUCUGGGUGGCCUUGGGCGCGCCGUGGCGAAUUGGCUCGUCGAGAAUGGAGCCCGACACCUGAUUUUUCUCUCACGGUCGGCUGGUCAGCGGGUGGAUCAUGAGCAUUUUGCUCGUGAACUAGAGCGACAGGGCUGUAGGGUUGAGAUGGUUUCCGGAGACGUGGCGCGGCUGCAGGAUGUCAAGGUAGCUGUUUCCAAGGCCGCCGGGCGGGCAAUUGGAGGAGCGAUUCAGCUGUCCAUGGUGCUUCAGGAUGUAAGCUUGGCUAAGAUGACGCAUAACCAGUGGUUGCAAACCCUUAGACCCAAGGUCGAUGGCACCUACAAUCUGCAUUGGGCACUUGAGGCACACGAAUCAAGCCUCGACUUUUUUGUCUUGUUCAGUUCGCUGGCGGGUGUGGUUGGCACAGUAGGCCAAUCAAAUUAUGCAGCGGCUAACGCCUUCCUGGAUGCUUUCGUACUGUAUCGUCGCCAGCUAGGCCGCGUCGCGUCGGUGCUAGACUUGGGUCUCGUGGAGGAUAUCGGAUGCAUGCAUCAGAACCACCAAGCCACGUUGACCCGUGCCAGGUCGACAGCAGCGCGUCUCAUCCGUGAGGAACAUGUUGUGAAUGCACUCCAUGCAGCCAUUCUAUCCUGCAGAUCGCCACCCGAUCCCGCAGAGAUGAUCUCAAGUGUGAUGAUGGUCGGAGUGAGCAACGUGAAGCCCCUCUCGGCGCCAGGCGUGACACCCUUGUGGGGCCCAGAUAUCAGGUUUUCCACCUUUGAGAACCUGCAGGGGCAAGCAGCACGAGAUCUGGAAACGGACAAGAUGGACCUAAAAGGGUUUUUCUCCGAGAUUCAGAGCAACCCAGAUCUGCUAGAUGAUCCCGCCACGGAAUUACGCAUUAUGUCGGAGCUGUGCACUUUGAUUAACGCUCAUAUGUCUCGCGAUGCAAGAGAGAACGAAGAUAUGGCGACUAUUCCGAUUGACUCGUUGAUGUCGAUCGAAAUCCGGAAUUGGUUUCGCAGGCAACUCGGAAUGGAGAUCAGUCUGACUGAGAUCUCGAAGGCGGGCACCGUUGGUGGGCUCAGUCGCGUGUGCGUGGCCACACUCAAAGAGAGGUAUGCUGUGUUGAGUAAAGACACAGAUGCUGUCGAGAAAGAAAGCAAGUAGCGAAGGAUGGAGAGUGAAAGUAGUAGGUAGUGAGAGUAUGGACUGUUGUUAUCAUUGAGAUGUGAUGUCUGUGGUGGGUUCAACUACGAGGGGAAGGAGACGAGGGGCGGCACAUGACCACCUACCUACUUAGGGAAUAGCCAAUAUCUACCUUACCAG
Messenger RNA from Aspergillus aculeatus ATCC 16872, 7661 nucleotides. RefSeq names its product type I polyketide synthase. The transcript has 15 exons. Lineage: Eukaryota; Fungi; Ascomycota; Eurotiomycetes; Eurotiales; Aspergillaceae. The record is from RefSeq and is a predicted model, not a curated record. Gene Ontology annotation, molecular function: oxidoreductase activity; fatty acid synthase activity; 3-oxoacyl-[acyl-carrier-protein] synthase activity. The coding region runs from base 102 to 7502 and encodes 2466 amino acids. Gene Ontology annotation, biological process: secondary metabolite biosynthetic process; fatty acid biosynthetic process.